AUGUCUCAGCCAACCCAGAAACCAGGAAUCGGAAAACACAAAAGUCGUGGACCUGAUUUCAUUUGCAAGCCUCGUUUUCGAAAUACCCUACCAGAUCUUCCAUUUCCUGGCAAAUUUCUACCAUGUCCUUUCGUCGAGUUGGAGCGGUUCAUCGACUAUAAGCCAACUUCAUUGGAAAUGGAAUACAAAUUCGAAGUUCAGUGCGAAAUGGAUAUGGGCUUGAACCUGGAUCUCAUAGAUCCAAAUACAUACAAAAUCGAUCCAAAUAUGGAAAUUCAGUGUCUUUGCGAGAAAUUUCAAAAGUCCUUUAGGUCUGCGCAACAUUCUAAGGUUGUACCUUGGAUGCGGAAAACGCAAUACAUCUCUUCUGAAUUUAAUAGAUUUGGUAUUGCUGCAGAUAGGCAAGAGAUUAAAGUUGGAUACAAUCUGACGAAAAACAAGGAGAACUUGAACAUUUUCCGUGAUCGUCAGAGUCAAAUUAAUCUUAUAAAGAAAUCAUUCGAAGACUCCAAAGUGCCGAUACGUAAACAUUUCUCGAAGAAAGGUGUCACUGCCGUCGAGGAAAUUCCUAUUUUGCCAGAUUUCGAGUUGUGGAAAUUCCCAUUCGCUUUGGUACAAUUCGAUGCAGAUCCGUCACCAGUAGGAUUCGCACCUGAGCUUCGUGAUAGCAUGGUCACCCAGAGUCACAUAAAAGGUAUGCAAGAUGAUGACGGUGAACAAUUCGUCGCUUACUUUGUCCCUACCGUUGAAACUUUGCAGAAGAAGCUUAGUGACAAGGAAGAAGGAAAAACUUUUACUGAAGAAACCAUGUAA
Messenger RNA from Angiostrongylus costaricensis, 813 nucleotides. NCBI's taxonomy places the organism in Eukaryota, Metazoa, Nematoda, Chromadorea, Rhabditida, Metastrongylidae. The record is from the annotation of a GenBank genome assembly.